Messenger RNA from Etheostoma cragini (Arkansas darter), 3036 nucleotides. It is a transcript of the gene pgbd5, whose product is annotated as piggyBac transposable element derived 5. Gene Ontology annotation, cellular component: nucleus. Gene Ontology annotation, biological process: non-replicative DNA transposition. Bases 424 to 2037 code for a protein of 537 amino acids. NCBI's taxonomy places the organism in Eukaryota, Metazoa, Chordata, Actinopteri, Perciformes, Percidae. The record is from RefSeq and is a predicted model, not a curated record. Gene Ontology annotation, molecular function: transposase activity. The transcript is spliced from 7 exons.
ACAGGGCAGGGCUGUGAUCGUGUCAGGUGAUGCAGCAGCAGCCACUACUCUCUCUAUUAUCUUUCUUUGUAGAGAAAUCACUGGUCCCUCAACCCGGAUGCUGUGCCACAACCAUCGAUAAUUUUCCCCAAUGCGCAGCGCUGUAGGUUGAGGAAGGUGCGGUAAUAUUUCAGUACCCUUGAAGCGGACUCUUGCCGGAUCUCCACGCUUCUGACCACCGGGCUCCGCAUCCGAGCCUGGAGGGCAGGCAGGAUCAUAAUUUAUACUUAAAGUAGGGGAGGGUGAAGCGGCCACAUUAAGGCAAACACCUCCCUGCUCCUGGAAGAUCGUGACUACUUUCACGCCGUUUUAGCCGUAGUGGAAGGGUGAAAAAGAGGGAGGAAGAAAGAGAAAGGGGAGCAGAGCAUCACUACAGAGAGAGAGAUGGCGGAGUGCGGGCGAAAGGCGCUGUCUCUCCUGGAAGCGGCCCGCUCCCGGUACGAGAGUCUGCAGAUAUCCGACGACGUGUUCGGCGAGUCCGGGGAUGACAGCAGCGACAAUCCCUUCUACAGCACCUCCGGAGACUCCGACUCUGACAACUACAUAGGCGAGGUAGGCGAGGAGGACCAGCACCAGCACCACCACCAAAAACGGGGCGGUAAGGAGAGCAGCGGGCAACGCGGGGGAGCAGGAGGUGGCGGCGGCGGGAGCAUUGGAGCCGGUCCCCCGGGCUCUCUGUCCCGUAGUCAGGCAGAGGAGGAGGGCUGGACGGAGACUCUGCAGGAUGUCACAGUGCCGCCGUUUAAAGAAACAUAUGGCCCUGCUCAGAAAAUGCCGGUCACAGCCACAGCUUUGGACUUCUUCCAGCUCUUCGUCCCAGACAAUUGCAUCCAAAACAUGGUCACCCAGACUAACAUGUAUGCCAAGAAGUUCCAGGAACGCUUCGGCUCAGACGAAGGCUGGUGUCCUGUCACAGCCCAGGAGAUGAAGGCCUUCCUGGGCUUUGUCACCUCCACCAGUGUGCACCGCUGUGAGUCAGUGCUCAGCAUCUGGAGCUCAGGCUUCUUCAGCAACCGAAGCAUCGCCUUGAAGAUGAGCCAGGCGCGCUUCGAAAAGAUCCUCAAGUAUUUCCAUAUUGUGGCUUUCCGGCCGUCACAGGGAAGCAACCAGGGCCUGUACAAGAUCCAGCCUUUCCUGGACUCGCUGCAGCAUUCGUUCAGCUACACCUUCAGACCUUCACAGACACAGGUGCUUCAUGAGCCAUUGAUAGACGAAGAUCCGGUGUUCAUUACCACCUGUACAGAAAGAGAGCUGAGGAAGAGGAAGAAGAGGAAGUUCAGUCUCUGGGUUCGACAGUGUACCUCCACCGGAUUCAUCUGUCAGAUCUCAGUCCAUCUGAAGGAGGGCACCGACGCUCUGGCCACCUUGAAGAACAAACCUCAGCUCCAUAGUCUUGUGGCCAAGCAGCUCUGCCAAAACAUCUCCGGCAAGAACAGCAUCAUCUUCACUGGGCCGUCCAUCACAAGCCUAAGCCUCUUCACUGAAUUCAGCAAACAAGAUAUCUACUGCUGUGGACUGCUGAGCACCAGGAAGAGUGACUGUACAGGCUUACCACAAAACAUGCUGGUCUGUGGCUCCACGCCAGCGCAACGCGGCCAAUCACGAGUAAUGAUGAAAGGCAGCAUGUCACUGAUCAGCUGGUACAACAAGGGACACUUCAGGUUUCUCACCAACGGCUAUUCCCCAACAAAACAAGGUAUCAUCAUUAAGAGGAAAAGCGGCGAGAUCCCAUGUCCCUUGGCUGUUGAGGCCUUUGCAGCGCACCUCAGCUACAUCUGCAAAUAUGACGACAAGUACAGCAAGUACUUUAUCUUCCAUAAGCCCAACAAGACCUGGCAGCAGGUGUUUUGGUUAAGCAUCAGCAUUGCCAUUAACAACGCGUACAUCCUCUACAAGAUGUCCGACGCCUACUCGGUGAAACGCUACAGCCGAGCACAGUUUGGAGAGAGACUGGUCAGAGAGCUGCUGGAUUUAGACGACUGCUCCCCCACACUGUGAGGAGGAGGCGGAUAAGGACAGCAGGAGCUCACGCACACACACACAAAAAACCCACACGCACACACACCCACACAAUCCCGACACAUGCAUUCACACUUCAUUAUAGUUGUAUGGACUCAGCAGUCUGUGUCUUUGUGAUAAUACUGAAGCAGUGCCAAGCCUGGCAUGUCUCUCUUCCUCUAGUUGAUUUUUGUGGUAGCCUACUGUAAAUAUUCAUUAACACAGGACUGCACCCUACACAAUAGAGAAUCCAGAGCCGUGGGACAGUUCACAUGACUCAACUGCAACUUUUAACCACACAGUUUUACUAAGGAUUUGUCAGCAGGAGCUAUUUCACAAGCAGAGAUGCAGGCCAGAACAGUGAAACCGGGAUGAAUUUAUCCUUAAAUGAUGUCAGCUUCGAGUCUUAACUCACCAGUGGGUGUGUUCAAACAUGUCUAGAGCUAUAUGUAGCUCAAUAUUUACACUCUGCAAAAACACUUGGGACCCUGUAACAAAAGCUUAGUAAACCAAGACAAUGGUGUGUUCACACACUGCAUGCAUAAAGGAUGGGGAUUGUGAUGUUCUCUUGUUCGGUGUGAACAUUUUUGAUCUCUGCUCCAGUUGGGUUUUGAAGUGUGUGUGUGUGUGUGUGUGUGUGUGUGUGUGUGUGUGUGUGUGUGUGUGUGUGUGUGUGUGUGUGUGUGUGUGUGUGUGUGUGUGUGUGUGUGUGUGUGUGUGUGUGUGUGUGUGUGUGUGGAUUAAGGAAGUGGAACUGCCAUUUGUGUGUGUGUUAGUGUUAAACCUGAGGAUGUAAAUGUACGGUUAUUGUGACCCAGAUGUGUCGUGUUGCUGCAUACUGUACUCGCUAGAGGAAGACUGUAGGGUGAUGUACAGCCACACACAGCAGUGGGCUACCAAUUCACAUCCUCCCAUUUUAAAAGGGCCAAGAAAAUACUUUUAGAAAACCACUCUUUUAGAUGUUUUUAAGCCCAUAAAAAAACGGUAAAUUUCCAUUAU